AUGGAUCCAUUACCUGGAACUCCAGUCCUCCAACCAAAAGAGGAACUGAUUGAAACCCAAUUCGACAAUCGUCUUUUAUACAAACGAUUAGUCAUUGACUUACGCCAAGACUUGGUACUAUGUAUGAGAGUUAUUGCCUUUUGGACGUGGCUUGAGGAGGUCGGAUUUGAAAACAUCGUUCCGCUUCUGAUAAGGGUAAACGAUAAUACACUCUCACUUAUAUUUCACGAAGCAGUCCGUUGUCUUAAAUAUAUUGAUGCACCAACACCUCCUGUCCUUACUCCGUUAUAUCUUUAUGAGGUUCACUUAACUAAUUUCAUGGAAGGAAAAGAAAUACAAUUUUCAUUUCUGUACCAAAACAGGGAUAACGCGCUAGGAAGAAUCAAUAAAACCGUGAAUGAAGUUUUCCUUAGGGCUUUUGAUGAUAUCAUUCAGAAAUCGAAGAAUAUUAUCAAAGCCCCAUCUUCAACUCGGCAGGAUAUAUCUGCUCCAAAAGAAUCAUCUAGCAAUCGGAGGGUUUGA
Messenger RNA from Papaver somniferum (opium poppy), 522 nucleotides. RefSeq lists its product as uncharacterized. The record is from RefSeq and is a predicted model, not a curated record. NCBI's taxonomy places the organism in Eukaryota, Viridiplantae, Streptophyta, Magnoliopsida, Ranunculales, Papaveraceae. Bases 1 to 522 code for a protein of 173 amino acids. The transcript has a single exon.